ACAGUCCGUUGCAACAAUGAGGCGAUCAUAAAUAUUAAAUAGCAUCAAGGUCCAUUGGAAAAGCGAAGCUAAAGUAUACUACAGCGAGAGAAAAAAACCAAGGAAGAACGAUGGGGGGAGGAAUGGAAGCACACAAAAACAGAUUCAUUGAAGAUUGGAGCUCGGCAAGAGAGAAUCUGGAGCACAACUUCCGAUGGACUCGCCGCAAUUGGGCUCUCGUCGGCAUUUUCGGCAUCGCUAUCCCCGUCCUUGUGUACAAGGGAAUUGUUCGAGAAUUUCAUAUGCAGGAUGAAGAUAAUGGUAGGCCAUACAGGAAGUUCCUGUGAGUUGUUCUAUGGGAUGCUUGAUAAUAAAGGCUUUUGACGAGUAAAACUGGGUUUUAUCUUGGACAACAAGUUGUGUUAUUUAUCCAGUUUCAAAACUUUUAUUGUUCAUCUUGAUCCAUAUCAUGUAUUGCUCCUUUGAA
This is a messenger RNA of Hibiscus syriacus, 466 nucleotides long. RefSeq lists its product as uncharacterized. NCBI's taxonomy places the organism in Eukaryota, Viridiplantae, Streptophyta, Magnoliopsida, Malvales, Malvaceae. The transcript is spliced from 2 exons. The record is from RefSeq and is a predicted model, not a curated record. The coding region runs from base 111 to 326 and encodes 71 amino acids.